AUGAGCGAGCUACGAUCAGACGAGCCAUGGACGGCGCCAUCACUUCAGCCAAUCGACUUCAUCAACGAUUGCAUAACUUUAUCGGAUGGUACGAUAACCUCACCGCAAACGAGCCCGAGCCUUGGACCCUUUCACACAUACGCGAACCACCGAGCUUUCUACCGAUUUGGGCUAAUAGAACCGAAUGGGAGUUUUGAUGAGGAGUGCGCUGUCGAGCUUCGCUCCCAUCUCAACUUUGAGAUGGAUGACGAUAUUGUAGGGAUAGGUGUAGGUAGAUCCUUCCAUUCUCAAAGACAUCGAGUGAUUCCGAGCUUCUGCACUCUAGGUCUUACAUAA
This is a messenger RNA of Colletotrichum costaricense, 336 nucleotides long. RefSeq lists its product as uncharacterized. The record is from RefSeq and is a predicted model, not a curated record. The transcript has 2 exons. NCBI's taxonomy places the organism in Eukaryota, Fungi, Ascomycota, Sordariomycetes, Glomerellales, Glomerellaceae. The coding region runs from base 1 to 336 and encodes 111 amino acids.